UCGUCUCCCCUUGCAAAGCAAAAACGAUAGCCGCCAAAGCAAGAAGCCGUCGUGGCCCCGGCGGGAGGAGCCAGAAGACAAAACAACAGCGAGGCCGUGGGGAGGCGAAGUCUCCGAGGAAGCAGCAGCCGGUUAGGGCGCAACGAGACCGAAAGCGAGGAGGAGGAGGAGGAGAACAAGGGGAUCAAGAAAGGCUUCCUUUCGGAUCGAUGGCGGGGCGGCGUGCGGCGGCGUGGGAGCAGGGCGGCGACGAGUACGACUACCUGUUCAAGGUGGUGCUGAUCGGGGACUCGGGCGUCGGCAAGUCCAACCUCCUCUCCCGCUUCACCCGCAACACCUUCUCCCUCGACUCCAAGUCCACCAUCGGCGUCGAGUUCGCCACCCGCACCAUCCAGGUGGAAAGCAAGACGAUAAAAGCACAGAUAUGGGACACGGCCGGGCAAGAGCGGUACCGCGCGAUCACGAGCGCCUACUACCGCGGCGCCGUGGGCGCGCUCCUGGUCUACGACGUCACCAAGGGCGCCACCUUCGAGAACGUGAAGCGGUGGCUCAAGGAGCUCCGCGACCACGCCGACGCCAACACCGUCGUCAUGCUCAUCGGCAACAAGACCGACCUCGGCCACCUCCGCUCCGUGGCGCAGGGGGACGCGGCCGCAUUUGCGGAGCGGGAAGGCCUGUCUUUCGUCGAGACCUCGGCGCUCGACGCCACCAACGUCGACAGGGCGUUCCAGACCCUGCUCACGGAGAUCUACCGCAUCAUCAGUAAGAAGGCGUUGGCGUCCGAUAAGGCUGCGUCAGGUGCCGGCGCUGUCGGGGAGGGGCAGCCGAUUCAGGUGGCGGGCGGCGUGACGACGAGAUGCUGCGCCUUCUAGUGAUCAUCAACUUACUUUGGAUUGCCUCAGGUGAUCCCUGAUCGAUCCUAUUUAUUUGUCAAGAUGUGCUGUUCCGCGACAGAUCUAAUGACUUACGUUCAGAAGGAGAUCUGCGUAGAGUGACAUGGUAUGGCUGCUUUGAUUAUGAAUUGCGCCAUUUCUUGCGACCAC
Messenger RNA from Phragmites australis (common reed), 1043 nucleotides. Its product is annotated as ras-related protein RABA2a-like. Gene Ontology annotation, cellular component: endosome. Gene Ontology annotation, molecular function: GTP binding; GTPase activity. The record is from RefSeq and is a predicted model, not a curated record. The coding region runs from base 210 to 872 and encodes 220 amino acids. Lineage: Eukaryota; Viridiplantae; Streptophyta; Magnoliopsida; Poales; Poaceae. The transcript is spliced from 2 exons.